AAUCGGAGCCCAAUCCAAAUGAGGAGAAUUCUGAGAAAACCAAGCUAAACGCCGAAAACAGCACUGCUAGAUCAGAACCAGGGUCCAGCUCAUGUCAGGGAAACUGCAGGAAAAGAACAAUCAGUUCCAAGGAGAGCUGCCAAGACAGAGCAGGGAACUGUCUAGAAGAGGAGUGCAGCUUAACAAUGAAAACAAAGCCAAAGUCCUCCACUGCUGUGCACAACAGUGGAAUCCAGGAGACCUGUGAUGCCCACCAUAGGAGAUAUUUGAGGGCUCGCACUGGACACAGCAAGCGGCACAGGUCUCGGGCACUAGGAGUUCAACCACCGUCACUUCGAAAAAGCUUGGUGACCUCUGUGCGAGCUAUGUCGGAGGCUGUUUAUCAAGACCUAGCCCAGGUGUGGGCACAGCUUGUCCAU
This is a messenger RNA of Sapajus apella (tufted capuchin), 419 nucleotides long. RefSeq names its product protein FRG2-like. NCBI's taxonomy places the organism in Eukaryota, Metazoa, Chordata, Mammalia, Primates, Cebidae. The transcript has 3 exons. The annotation marks the transcript as partial. The record is from RefSeq and is a predicted model, not a curated record.